Molecule: messenger RNA, 1855 nt
Organism: Scomber japonicus (chub mackerel)
Lineage: Eukaryota; Metazoa; Chordata; Actinopteri; Scombriformes; Scombridae
Gene: inhbab
Product: inhibin subunit beta Ab
Exons: 4
Coding region: 176-1606 (476 amino acids)
Biological process (GO): SMAD protein signal transduction; BMP signaling pathway
Cellular component (GO): extracellular region
Molecular function (GO): cytokine activity; growth factor activity
Source: RefSeq, a predicted model, not a curated record
UGUGGAUGGAGGGAGGGAUUAAACAGGCAGGAGGUAUAAUUACAGUAAGAGAGCCGAGAGGGAAGCAGAGAGACCCGAGAGGCCCCCGUUAAUCAAGCCUGGAGGACCUGACAGAACCAGAUCACCUGCACUACAUCAGGACCACACUGAAAACCAGAGAACCAGAGACCCAGAGAUGCAGAGAACCAGAGAGGAACCAGAGAGGAACCAGAGAAUCAGAGAGGAACCAGAGAACCAGAGAGGAACCAGAGAACCAGAGAGGAACCAGAGAGGAACCAGAGAACCAGAGAACCAGCCUACUCAGUGCUCCUCUGUGAGGAUUAAUAACUUUGAUGUGUUUUUGUUACACUUGCUGACUCAGCUGAGACAUCAGAGACAGAUUCUACAGAAACCGGAUCAGAAGCAGCAUCACAGACUCUCAGACGCCGUCAUGUCUUCGGCGUCUCUGCUCACCGUGUUCUUCUGUCUGGCUGUCGGUUUUCAGGUUGACGCGUCUCCGACGGUGUCUUUCACCGCGCCCGCGGGGCUCCAGGAGGAGGCGCUGUCCUCUGAGUGUCCGUCUUGCUCUGUGGCACUGAUGAGGAAGAACUCUUCCUCUUCGUCAGGACAGACCGACAUGGUGGAGGCGGUGAAGCAUCACAUUCUCAACAUGCUGCAUCUGAGCGCCCGGCCCAACAUCACGCAGCCGGUUCCUCGACCUGCGCUGCUCAACGCCCUCAAGAAGCUUCAUGUGGGCCGCGUGGCCGAGGACGGCAGUGUGGAGAUCCAGGAGGAGGGCCGGGGUCCCGGGGCCCCGAUGCCACCUGAGCCACCAUCUGAAAUCAUCACCUUUGCAGAACCAGGACAUUCUCCAAACACCGUGACCUUUGACCUUUCAAAAGAGGGCAGCAGCUCUGCGGUGGUGGAACAAGCUAACAUCUGGCUCUUUCUGAAGUUGUCGAAUGGGAACCGGGUGAAAAGCAAAGUGUUGCUUCAGCUUCACGACGAGGAUGACGAGUCUGUUUCAGAGAAGAUGGUGGACACUCGUCGCAGCGGCUGGCACACGCUCGCCGUCCCGCGCAGCGUCCAGACUCUGUUGGACCGUGGCGGCAGAUCGCUCAGCCUGCGGGUGUCCUGUCCGCUGUGCGCUGAGGCGGGAGUCGUGCCUAUCCUGACGCCUCCGACCGGCGAGCGAGCUAAAGAGCGGGAACAAUCUCACUGGCCGUUCCUCAUGGUGGCGCUGCGAGCCGCGGAGGCUCAGCAGAGGGUCAAACGAAGUCUGGAAUGUGACGGUAAAAUCCACGUCUGUUGCAAACGGCAGUUUUACGUUAACUUCAAAGACAUCGGCUGGAGCGAUUGGAUUAUAGCGCCGUCUGGUUACCAUGCCAACUACUGUGAAGGCGACUGUCCGGAUCACAUGGCGAGCAUCGGCGGCUCGUCCCUGUCCUUCCAUUCAACCGUCAUCAAUCAGUUCCGGAUCCGAGGCUACGGUCCGUUUCAGAACAUGCGGUCCUGCUGCGUGCCCACGAGGCUGCGCGCUAUGUCCAUGCUCUACUACAACGAGGAGCAGAAGAUCAUCAAGAAAGACAUCCAGAACAUGAUCGUGGACGAGUGCGGCUGCUCAUAAACUGCUGCUUAUAAACGCUGAACAUCAGGAACUCCUCCUGGACCUGCUUCCUGCAGGGAAACAGGACUUCAGCACUUUCCCUGGAAGAGAAGAGCUGGAUAACAUAUUUAUGUUUAGUGGACAAAGCAUUGUAUUUCUUGCAGGGACAGACUCUUUUCCACAUUGGAACGGCCUGAGAAUACUAUGCAAUAGAUGUCCUUUAAUAUUUUAAUGUCAAACUUUCUUCAUCUGUCUGUUUUCAUUUGUUUU